This is a messenger RNA of Pectinophora gossypiella (pink bollworm), 3712 nucleotides long. It is a transcript of the gene IntS4, whose product is annotated as integrator complex subunit 4. The record is from RefSeq and is a predicted model, not a curated record. The coding region runs from base 460 to 3213 and encodes 917 amino acids. The transcript has 15 exons. Lineage: Eukaryota; Metazoa; Arthropoda; Insecta; Lepidoptera; Gelechiidae. Gene Ontology annotation, biological process: snRNA processing. Gene Ontology annotation, cellular component: integrator complex.
UUGGCGGGAGGCGGGAACGGGACAGUUGCUUUCUUCAUUGAAUAAUCUAAAUAAUUAAUACGAAGUGGUGUUUUGUGGUUAAUGAUCGCAUUAAGUUAGUCGGAAGACAUUCGCGAGUGUUAUUAUAUUGGAGUAUUCAAUAAACAAAGUGUAUCUGCCUAUUUUCGCUUCGUGUCAGGAAGCCGCUUCAUAACUCAAAAGUUUAUGCGGACUUUUGAGUUAAUUCGUUUGGGGUUCGGAGUAGGAGUCUACUCCGAGGGUGGGGGCUUAGGUUUCAUCAUCAUCACCUUUCAUCAUUUCAUUAAUCAUCAAGAAAAAAAAAUACGUCAGACAUGGCUGUAUGGGCAUAGUUCCCUUUGCCUUACCCUUCGGGGAAAACCAAACCAAAAAAAAAAAAAAUAUUGUUGUGCUGCUUGUUAUUUCAAUAAUUAAAAAUUCAAGUGUUCUGAAUAUUUGGUGAUGGCAGCUGUUUUGAAAAAGAGAGCUCUUGCAGAAUAUAACAAAUCCUUUCAGGAUGGUCCGACACCAAAGAAGCUUCAUUUAGUGAAGAAACCCUUAAUAGGCAGUUCUGCAGCAGCUUUUGUGGGGUUGUUGGAAAAAUGCAAGUCUAGUGAUGAAGCAUUGCAGCUGCUGCUGCGCAUAUCUGAUUGCCUGCAGUUUCAGGAGUCUGACGUCGAGGAGGCGAUCAAGAAACUAUCAGAACACUUCCAGUCGGAGGAAGAAGCCGUCGUACGCGUUAAAAUUCUUUGGCUUUUCUGUGAUAUUGGGCUUGAGUGUCCCGGCGCCAACUUGAAUAAUCUCAUUGACGAGACCAUACAUUUGAUCAAAAAUGAAACUUCUCAUAAGGUUAUAGCCCAAGGCAUAGCAACACUGAUGAAACUUGGUAAUAAGCUAAGCGAUGAUAAGAACCUGAUGAUGCGGUUGGUUGGUGUUGCUAAAGACAACCUCAAAGACACGAGUCACCGGGUGAAGUGCCGCUGUCUGCAGCUCAUUAGCGAACUCUACCCGAUAUACCCAGAGGCGGACAGGACAAGUGACAUGGUUACUGAUGCUGAAGCUAUCAUAAAGUUGCUUGGAGAUUAUUCAAAUUCAGAGGACGCGCGCGUUCGUUGUGAGGCAUUCCAAAGCUUGUUGACGUUGAACGAGCGGGGGCAAACACUCGGCGCUGCGCUGUACGAGCCCGCAUGCGCCGCCCUGGCUGACGACUACGAGAUCGUGCGCGAGGCUGCCCUUAAGCUGGUGUGGCUGCUCGGCAAUAAGUAUCCAGAGAAUUCGGUGACGUUACAAGACGGCGAGACGACAAUCCGUAUGGUGGACGACGCGUUCAUUCGCAUGUGCUCGGCGGUCAAUGACCUGUGCAUGGCGGUGCGCGCGCUCGCCUGCACUCUGCUGGGCACGACGCGCGCCGUCUCCGACCGCUUCCUGCUGCAGACCCUCGACAAGCAGCUUAUGAGCAACAUGAAGAAAAAGCGCACAGCACACGAGCGCGGCGCGGAGCUGGUCCGUAGUGGGGCGUGGGCGAGCGGGCGGCGCUGGGCGGACGACGCGCCGGGCGCGCUGGUGGAGACCAGCUGCGUCACGCUGUGUCCCGGCGGCGCCGCCGGCGCCUUCGUGCACGGGCUGGAGGACGAGCUAAUGGAGGUGCGCACAGCAGCAGUGGAAGCAGUCUGCCAGCUGUCCCUGGAGAACUCUACAUUUGCGACCACCUCGCUGGACUUUCUGGUGGACAUGUUCAACGACGAGAUCGAGGACGUGCGCCUGCGCGCCAUCGACUCGCUCACGCGCAUCGCGCAUCACAUUGUGCUCCGGGAGGACCAGCUGGAGACCAUACUCAGUGCGCUUGAGGACUAUUCUAUGGACGUACGGGAAGGAUUGCAUAGAAUGCUGGGUUCCUGUACUGUUGCAUCCAAGACAUGCCUUGAAAUGUGCAUUGAUAAAAUUCUGGAGAAUCUCAAGAGAUAUCCACAGGACAAGAGGUCGACGUUCCGCUGCGUGCAGCGGCUGGGCAGCUCACACGCGACUCUGGUGCUGCCGCUGGUGACGCGCCUGCUGGCCGUGCACCCCUUCUUCGACAUGCCCGAGCCCGACGUCGAUGAUCCAGCCUACAUGUGCGUGUUGAUCCUGGUGCUGAACGCGGCGCAGCACUGCCCUAGCAUGCUGCCGCUGUUCGAGGAGCACACCGUCAAGCACUACACCUACCUGCGCGAUACUAUGCCACAUCUAGUGCCGCACCUGCCCAUAGGAGACGCUCAGCAUGCGAGCGAGAAGAGUGAAGCGGCGAUGGACGAUAGUGCCGUAAGAAGGUUCUACGAGAGCGUGCUGCAACACAUCGACAACACCACGCUGUCAACCACCGUGAGGCUCAACAUGCUGCGCACCGCUGAGGAACAGCUGAACAAGUUACAGCACCAAUUUAGCGGCGUGUCAGAGCAAGAGAACGCAUGCGUAUGGCAGUUAGCCCUUCGCGUGUGCGCAGCCAAGCUAUGUGCAGCGGCCGCCCCCGCGCCCGCGGCCGCGAGCCACACGCCGCACACGCCACACACGCCGCACCUCCCGCCGGCGGUGCCCGCGCCCGCCGCCGCCGCAAUGUCUGCCGCAGCCGCACUCACGCAUCAUGCUGAGCUGCUGGAUAGAUUGCUCGCUUCUGCUGGUGUGGAGCCCGACCCGUUCACGAUCGCAGUGUUCCAGCAGCUGUCGAUGAACGCGGACAACAAGCCGGCCGUGCUGGCCCGCGCGCUGAUGCCGCUGCUGCAGGCCGCGCCGCUGCCCGUCAUACCCAAGCCUAACCUUAAGAUCCGCAUGUGCACAGCGACGAUCAUCGAGCCGGCGUCAGACAACGACACGGUGGUGCGGUUCAGCGCGGGGCUGGUGGCGGGCGUGGCGCUGGAGGCCGAGGUGUGCCGCGUGCGGGACCCCGCCAUGCUGCGCGUGCGCGUGCUGUACCCCGACAGCCGCGACCACGCGCUCGUGCCGCCGCGCGACCACCUGCGCCCGCUCGACCACCACAACACUAAUGACGAUGGCACACAGAACGUGCGGCUGCUGACGAAGGUGCUGAUAUCGCACGGCGUGUGGACGGAGCCGUGUGGCGUGGACAUCAGUAUAUGCCUCGCCGUGGACGAGGGCCCGGCCCGCGAGCCCGCGCCGCUCGUCGAGCUGUGUCGCCCUGUGCGUGUUACUGUCGCACCCAAGCCCAUCAAGCGGGGGAUAUAAGCAGUAUACACUUCUUCUUGUACAGUGUAGUAUACACUCACACACCCUGUUAGCAUACCUCGGGCCUUCUCACAGAGAGGAUUUUUUUAUGAUCGCAGAGUACCCAAUGAUGGUGGCGAAUAUGCAUACCGAUUUUGCCGCGAUUAUUUUAUAACAGAUUUGGGUACGCAGCGAUAUAGCGGCGUGUACUCGCUCCGCUGUGACAAAUGGCUAGUGUAGGAGCCUUAGAAGUGUAAAUAGGGCAGUCUAAGUCAGCAUUAUCUUACUAGGUGUGCUAGAUACAUUAUAUUACUUAUCUUCGAUAGAUUAGCAUCUGCAAUAUUUGUACUUAUUACAAUUCCAUAUAUGUAUUUCUUUUUUUAUUAGCUGUUAUGGAUUAAAGAUAUUAUUUGUAAUAUGAAACAAGUACAAGAAAGUAUCCAAGGUAAGAUAUGCAGGAAAGAAGAUUGUACAAAUAUUCCGUUAUUUGACCAAUUUAAAUGUAUUAUGUAAACAUUUU